CUGGGCGAAUUUGCGGAAGGGUGGACGGUUAGUUCGGUGUCCGUUCUGGGUAAAUGCUCAGGUUUAUUACUGCUGAGGCAGUGGCUGGGUGUUGAGUGUAGUGGACGCAGUGUCGAAUCUCCUCUUCCCUUCUGGUAGGGCUGCUGUUGCUAAGGUCCCGGAUCCAGGGUGUGGCCGGCAGAGGCAGAGCGAGACAGCGGCGCCGGAGCCAGUGGGGCGGAGGCAAUCAGCCGUGGCUGUUCGCGUCCCGUUACCAGCCAGCCAGCCUCUUGCUGCCGUCUGCCGUUAACCCCGCACAAGGUCGAGGCCAUGUGGGGUUACUGAGGGGGAACACGGGCAAGCGGUGGCUGGAAAGUCAGGGGCCAGGAGCGCUGUGGAGGGACCGGAAUCGCGGGAGCGGCUGCUUACCAGAUCUGUGUGUGGACAUUUUGAUACCAAGCAAGGAAAAUGAGUGAACUGGAACAGUUACGACAAGAAGCAGAGCAAUUGAGGAAUCAAAUUAAGGAUGCAAGGAAAGCUUGUGGUGAUUCAACCCUUGCUCAGAUCACAGCUGGUCUGGAUUCAGUGGGUCGAAUACAAAUGCGCACAAGGCGUACACUGAGGGGACACUUGGCUAAAAUAUAUGCCAUGCACUGGGGAUCAGACUCCAGACUUUUAGUCAGUGCCUCUCAGGAUGGAAAACUAAUCAUCUGGGACAGCUAUACAACUAAUAAAAUGCAUGCUAUCCCCUUGCGAUCUUCCUGGGUUAUGACAUGUGCUUAUGCUCCAUCUGGGAAUUUUGUUGCCUGUGGUGGACUAGACAACAUCUGUUCAAUUUAUAGCUUGAAGACUAGAGAGGGUAACGUUCGAGUAAGCAGGGAACUGCCGGGGCACACAGGUUAUUUAUCAUGUUGUCGCUUUCUGGAUGACAAUCAGAUUGUUACAAGUUCAGGAGACACAAGUUGUGCUUUAUGGGACAUUGAAACAGGCCAUCAAACCACAACAUUUACAGGACAUACUGGAGAUGUCAUGAGUCUCACAUUAAGUCCUGAUAUGAAGAUUUUUGUUUCUGGUGCUUGUGAUGCUUCUGCCAAACUCUGGGAUAUUCGAGAUGGAAUGUGUCGACAGUCAUUCAUAGGGCACGUAUCAGAUAUUAAUGCAGUUUGCUUUUUCCCCAAUGGAAAUGCAUUUGCCACUGGGUCAGAUGAUGCUACCUGCAGACUGUUUGAUCUCCGAGCUGAUCAGGAACUCAUGAUGUACUCGCAUGAUAAUAUUAUCUGUGGGAUUACAUCAGUUGCAUUUUCCAAAAGUGGACGCCUCCUGCUUGCAGGCUAUGAUGACUUUAAUUGCAAUGUUUGGGACUCUUUAAAAGGAGAUCGUGCAGGAGUACUUGCUGGACAUGACAACCGUGUCAGCUGUUUAGGCAUCACUGAUGAUGGAAUGGCUGUAGCAACAGGAUCAUGGGACAGUUUUCUGAAAAUCUGGAAUUGAGGUAGUCACCCGUUCAUUUGGACUACCUAUGCUGCAACCAACAGCUUUAAAAUAAUAUUCUUUUUAUCAAGUAUUUGCAAGUGACGUUUUUCUAUCACUGAAUACAAUUGUAUAACACAAGGCUUAUGUAAAGUAGGCAUAUCUAAUGAAGAGGAAAAAAACCUGACAGCUGUUAACUCUGAGGCUGGCACGUUAUCAUGGUGACUAGGGAAAUAUUUCAAACUAACCAUUGUUUAGUUUUAAUGACUGCAUUGUUUGGAGCAUUUUUUUUGCUCAGCUGCUAAUCUGUAUUGUUUUGUACAGAACGUGCACGUUACAGCAGCUAAUCAUGUAACAUUCGUCUGUGUAAAGAAAGAUCACAUUUUUAAAGCUAAAUUUCUAGCCUGUAUUUAUCAGAUCACAUUGAACUCAGUGAUAAAUUGAUUGCGGUUGAGAUUUUUCUCUUGUGAAUUAACUUAUUGUGAAAGAUUUAACUUUGGUCAUGUACACACACGUGCUUGAUUUUUUUUUGCAGCACUUUUUAAUUAUACAGAACAUUCCAUUGAUUAUUUAUGUUUGCAAUAGGCACUGCUUAACAUGGCUAUGUACAGAAGCAGGAUCUAUCAUGUCAAACUAAAUGCUGUUGCAAAUUUAAAAGAAAAUACAUACUCAAUAACCCUUCAUCAUUGUAACACCCUCCAAAUGAUUUGCACCCAGAACAUGUAAUGCAUUCUUAUUUCUUUGUACCAGUGCCUGUCCUAUCUGUGAACCCUGCCAUUCACUCUUGCCUUCAUUUGCGUUGACAGGGAUGUCAUUUCAUGGAUCAGCACCAGUAUAUCACUCAAGGCUUUUAUCUGCACCUACCUGUGCAAAGAUUGGCCAUAAACUGUUUAUAUCACAAUUUAGUCAAAUGACUAUCAUUUUGUGCACUUUCUAAUAGAUAUCCCACGUUCUUGACUAGGGCAGGAUUUAUUGGAUUUAUUAUAUUCUCUUGUGCAUGCCCACAUGCCUGCUAUUCAAAGGUCAGUUAAAAUACAGAAUGAGCAACUGUAGCUGGUGCCUUCCUAACUCAUCUGACUUGGUGUCAUACAAUGCAUUUAGCUGCUGGACCGUUUUGCUUGAAAUUAACAUUCAUGAUAAGGGGGAGAAAUCUUUCUGAUUCAGUAACUAUGUGCACUAUUUUAACCUGAAAUUCAAUUUACAGUAUGUAAACCUAAAUGGCCUUUAUCUAAAGUACUUAUUACUGUAAUGUGAGUUUUAAAAAAGGUAGUGUUUGUAAAUGGAAAAAUAACCAAAUCAUUUAGCAUUAGUAACUAUGAGACUCGUUACAUAAUAUAAAAUGUAUAAUGCAUAGUUUACAUGGUGAUUAUUGAAAUUAAGUUUUGAUUUUGGUCUGUCUUGGGUUAUAUUGGGUUGCACAAAUCCAUGUUGAUUUUAAUGCAGCUUCAGAAUGUUAUGACUAACCUCCCCAGUGGUGUCAACUACUCUUUGGUGUAAUAUAUGCCCUUAAAUUCAGUGUUCACAUUGUGCCCACAGCAGGUUUGUAGAACUCAAUUUAAUGGCAGUCAGAAUUUUAACUAAUAAUCAAUACAAGUAGAGUUUAUGUCAGCUUCACUUUCCACCUUCCACCACCCCCCCGCCCCACCCAUCCCAAGGACAGUGGCUUUGGUGGAAAAAUAAGUGUUGUUUUCCUUAAAACAAAAACAUGCACUGAUCAGUACUUUGCAAUUUGUUAAAGUAAUUCCAGUAUGACUUUGGAGAUUUAAAAAUUUUCAUUGCCUCCAAAGCAAUCCCAUUUUUGAGUUGAACAUAAGACCAUAAGAUAAAGGAGCAGAAGUAGGCCGUUCGGCUCAUCGAGUCUGCUCUGCCAUUUUAUCAUGCCCAGACUAUUAUUACAAUCCUGAAAUCAAGAUGUAAAAAGGUGAAUACACACAUGUAUACAAGUACUAGCAUGAAGUUUGAUCUUAAAAGGAUGGCACUAAGCAAUUUAGAUGGAGUGGUUUUAAUUUCUGGACUGCACAUUGUGCUAUAAUUAGUCUUGAGUGUUGAACUUGAGCUACUUUUUGCUACUUGGAUUUUCAAAAUGUUUUAUUGAUUUUAAUCAGCCAUUCUUUGAAAUAAACUGUAUUCAUUCAAUCCUAUUCCAACUGUCCAUUUAAAAUCAAUGUUAAUGGAUUAAUCAGCCAAGCCUAGACCUUCUGAUUUUGCAGUCUGCUAAAUAUCAAAAACAAUUGAAGAUUGCUUGGCCUAACCUGUCUGUGGUGUGCUGUUGCUAUAUACAGGAUUUUCUCAUCCCUUUUGAAUUUCAGAUCAAUAGAUUUUCAAGUAUGGAAGCUGACUUGGUUCAGAAUGUUGUUCUAUUUGGAUCAUGUUAAGCUAAUAUUUGAAAUAUUGGAAAAAGAUUCAGUAUGCAUUGCCCAUGAAGAUAUCCACUUGGAAGUGGAAGCCUGAACUUAUACUUCAAAUGCAAUGCAUAGAGUUCAAAUUAUCCCCUCAAAUGCAUUGCUUCUGACAAAGGAGCCUGAAGAAUGAAGAUAAAAUGUGAUUUGUUAGAGUCAAUCCAAUAAAAAGCUUGCACCUUUGUGUUGGGAUAUUUGUACUAUAAACUAUGGAGAAUAUAAAUACACUUGUGUAAUUUGCUGUCAUAUUCAGUAUUAGAAUCAUAGUCUAAAGCGGAACCAUUUUUCAGCCUGUGCAAAUAGCUUUACAUAAUGUUACUUGAACUGGUUACAGUAUUAACACCAAUUUUGUAAUACUGUAUUGUCUUUUGUAUUCAAUUCUGCAGCCAAUAAAACCAGCAGUUGUGCUAUGUUUUCUUCUAAUGUACUGUUAUAAAACAUUAACUGAUCUGCACUAGGUGUAUCUUUAUUUAUAGUGAUUCUACAUUAAUAAUUCCUUUUUGUAUAUGUACAGUGGUUCUGUGAAACUAAUGUGAUAAAUUCAUUGUAACCAAUAAAAAUGCUUUUA
Mobula hypostoma (lesser devil ray) is the source of this 4416-nucleotide messenger RNA. RefSeq names its product guanine nucleotide-binding protein subunit beta-4. The transcript has 10 exons. NCBI's taxonomy places the organism in Eukaryota, Metazoa, Chordata, Chondrichthyes, Myliobatiformes, Myliobatidae. Bases 448 to 1470 code for a protein of 340 amino acids. Gene Ontology annotation, biological process: G protein-coupled receptor signaling pathway. The record is from RefSeq and is a predicted model, not a curated record. Gene Ontology annotation, molecular function: signaling receptor complex adaptor activity; protein binding. Gene Ontology annotation, cellular component: cytoplasm; heterotrimeric G-protein complex.